Molecule: messenger RNA, 3478 nt
Organism: Sphaeramia orbicularis (orbiculate cardinalfish)
Lineage: Eukaryota; Metazoa; Chordata; Actinopteri; Kurtiformes; Apogonidae
Product: calpain-15-like
Exons: 14
Coding region: 237-3218 (993 amino acids)
Biological process (GO): proteolysis
Cellular component (GO): cytoplasm
Molecular function (GO): calcium-dependent cysteine-type endopeptidase activity
Source: RefSeq, a predicted model, not a curated record
AGUCCAGACCUGAACGGGUUAACGGCUUUUACUUUGGAUGCGGAGACCGGAAGAGUGCGGUGAACGGUGCGCGUGGACGGCGUCGCGAGCCGGUGGUGACUGUGCACAUCGGAGCUCCAACCGGAGGAUGCAUGGAGGUCUGCGUCCGCCUGCAGGACUCCUCAGACCCGGUCCGUCCACCAGUCCGGUCCGGUCCGGUCCGCGGCCCGGGACCUUCCUCCUGAGCCAGAGGCAUCAUGGGAAGUUCCAGCUCCUCUCUCGUUGAGGAGGCCGAGGGCGACGCCCCCGCCACCCGAGGCUCCGCCCUCCCCCCCUCCCCCAUCAUGGGAUGUUUGAGGAGCAGCCAGAGCACCUUCAUCCCCCGGCAGCUCCCCCGACCCGGCAGGCACCGAGAGCGCAGUUUCUCAUCGGGUUCGGUUCCGUUACCGCGGACCCAGUGGGCCUGCGGCUGCUGUACGUUCCUGAAUGCAGCCGGCGCCCCCCGCUGCUCCAUCUGCGAAGCCCCCCGGCGCCGCUCCGAGCCUCGCUGGCUGCCCCUGGGGGCCGGCUGGUCCUGCCCCCGCUGUACCCUGUCCAACCCCGCAGACAGCCGCUCCUGCUCCCUUUGCGGCUCCACCCGGACCUUGGACCAGACCCAGGACCCACCCGAGGACUGGCCCCGCCCCCGACGCUCCGGCAGCUGCCUCGGACCCCUGCGGCCCACCUCAGCCCCGUCGGCGGAGGGCGGAGGCCCGACGUGGGACUGUCUGAGGUGCACCCUGCAGAACACGCCCACCUCCAUGUCCUGCUCCGCCUGCGGGGGGCCCCGGAAACUGUCCCUACCCCAGAUCCCGGCCGAGGCCCUGCUCAUGCCCGACGUGUGCGCCCAGUCGGGGCAACGCCCACCUGAGGCCGCCGGUGGGGGGGCGCUGUCCCUAUCCAUAUCCACCCGGGGAGAGAGUUCACCGGUGGAGGCGUCGUAUCUACACGAAGAUUCGCCGCCUUCAGGACAUCAUAACCCAGUUCCCUGCAGCCGUAGGGAAGUCCCGCCCCCUGACGUCUGCCUCGGCCAAUCCCUGAGUCCAUCGCCUUCGACGCUCGCCAUCUCACAGAUCUCCGUUCAACCGGAACUCCUGCCCGGAAGACGACUGAGCGUCCUGAAGGAGGAGAUGUCCCCCCUGUCCCCGGCGUCGGACGCCCCCGCCCCAUUUCCACCUGCGGUCCAGGUCACCAGGGGCAACGAGUGGGCGUGUCCCGCCUGCACUUUAAUCAACACGGUCAAAGCCAAACACUGCCUGGCGUGCCACACCCCCCAGCGUCACGGCGCCCGGAUGAAGACGGGCGACACCACCAAAAGGAAGGAAAGCAUGUUAGUGGAAGCGCUGAGGAGGAAUGACGAGGGGGAGGCGCGGGAGAUGUGGGAGAACAUCAUCAGCUUCUGCAGAGAGAACGCCGUGACGUUCGUGGACGACAGUUUCCCUCCCGGUCCGAAGUCUGUGGGGUUCCCCGUGGGCGACGGCGUCCAGAACCGGGUCAAGAAGUGGCUUCGGCCUCAGGAAAUCAACUGCAGCAACUUCAGGGACCGAGGCGUCAAGUGGUCGGUGUUCCGCACUCCUCGGCCGUCGGACAUCCUGCAAGGGCUUCUGGGAAACUGUUGGUUCCUCAGCGCCUUGGCAGUUCUGGCUGAACGUCCGGAGCUGGUGGAGAAGGUGAUGGUGACCCGGUCUCUGUGCGCUGAAGGAGCCUAUCAGGUCCGUCUGUGCAAAGACGGGUCGUGGACCACGGUUCUGGUGGACGACAUGCUGCCGUGUGAUGAGAACAGCCACCUGCUCUUCUCUCAGGCCCAGCGGAAACAGCUGUGGGUGGCACUGAUAGAAAAGGCGCUGGCGAAGCUCCACGGCUCCUACUUCGCUCUGCAGGCGGGCCGGGCCAUCGAGGGCCUGUCCACGCUCACCGGCGCCCCCUGUCAGUCCCUGGCCCUGCAGGUCAGCACCACCAACCCCAAAGAAGAACCCAUUGACACCGACCUCAUCUGGGCCAAGAUGCUGAGCUCCAAAGAGGCUGGGUUCCUGAUGGGGGCUUCCUGUGGAGGCGGGAACAUGAAGGUGGAUGAUGCCGAGUACGAGUCACUGGGAUUACGCCCACGCCACGCCUACUCCGUCCUGGAUGUACGAGACGUGGAUGGACACAGGUUACUGCAGCUGAGGAACCCGUGGGGUCGGUUUUCGUGGACUGGACCCUGGUCUGAUGACUGGUCCGAUUGGCCUCCACACCUGAAAAGGGAGCUGAGCGCCCAGCGAGGAGAGGACGGACUCUUCUGGAUGGACUUCUGGGACUUCAUCAGGUUCUUCGACUCCGUGGACAUCUGUAAGAUCCACUCGGACUGGCAGGAGGUCCGGGUCCCAGGGGUUUUCCCUCGGGGCUCUGAUGUCCCGGUGUCGGUCGUGUCCAUCACGGUCCUGGAGCGCACGGCGGUGGAGCUGGCCUUGUUCCAGCGCGGCAGCAGGCGCUGGGACGCCGCCGACAGCCACCUGCUGGACCUGUGCGUCCUGGUGUUCCGGGUCGCCUACGACAGCAGCGGGACCCUGAGUCUGGGUCGGCUGCUGGCCCACAGCCGCCGCUCAGUCCGCAGGUUCGUGGGCUGCGACGUGAUGCUGGAACCGGGAGAGUACGCCGUCCUCUGCUGCGCCUUCAACCACUGGACCAGCGGCGGAACUGAGGACCUGGGUAAGGAAGACCACGCCACCCGGUCUGAGGUACCUGGGUACAUGUUAGCAGUCUACAGCUCCAGACUGCUGAUGGUGGAGCAGGUUCAGGCGUCCAACGCCACCAUCGCCGACGCCAUCAUCCAGCUGACGGAGACCAAAGGCGAAAGGCACGAGGGCCGCGAGGGCAUGACCUGCUACUACCUGACCCAUGGGUGGGCGGGGCUUAUCGUCAUGGUGGAGAACAGACACCCCAGACACCACCUGCACGUGUCAUGUGACUGCAGCGACAGUUUCAACGUGGUGUCGACGCGGAACGGCCUGAAAACCAUCGACAGCAUCCCCCCGCUGCACAGGCAGGUGCUGGUGGUUUUGUCGCAGUUGGAGGGAAACGCCGGCUUCUCCAUCACCCACCGCCUGGCACACAGGAAGGCGGCGCAGGCGGCGCUGGGGAACUGGAGCCCGUCCAAGACCACGCAUAGCCCCGCCCUCAACCCACAGACCGCCGGCCUACACCGGCCCCGCCCCCUGUGACCCCCGGCCCCACCUGGGGAGGAGUCACCUGACCCCGAGGAGGGUGGGACCAGCUGAAGGUCUCCGACGUUUCAUUAAACACAUGCACUUUAUAUUCUAGGGCGGAGUCAAAGGGGUGGAGGAUUGUGGGUAGGAGAGGCCACGUUCAGUCCCGGAAAAUAAUAACAUAAUAACCUGAAAAUAAUGACAACUCCAUGUGUUUCUGUGAAAAUGUGAAUAACCUGAACAAAUAUGAACCAGAAUCUGUAUAAUUUUAUUAA